AUGAGGCUGAUUAUCCGCGACGACGCCGACGCUGCCAGCGCCUAUGUGGCCAACUACAUCGUCGACAGGAUCAAGCACUUCAGUCCCACCCCCGCACACCCAUUCGUGCUUGGCCUGCCUACGGGAAGCAGUCCCUUGGGCGUAUAUAAGAUUCUUGUUCAGAGGUACAAGGCCGGAGAGAUCUCGUUUGAAAAUGUCAUCACCUUUAACAUGGACGAGUACGUCGGGAUCCCGAGGGACCACCCCGAGAGCUACCACUCCUUCAUGUGGAAGCACCUCUUCUCCCACGUAAACAUCCACCCCAACAACGUCAACAUCCUCAACGGCAACGCGCCCAACCUGGAGGCCGAGUGCGUCGCCUACGAGGCCAAGAUCAAGGCCGCUGGCGGCAUCGACCUCUUCCUCGCCGGCAUCGGCGAGGACGGCCACAUCGCCUUCAACGAGCCCGGCUCCAGCCUCGCGUCCCGCACCAGGGUCAAGACGCUCGCCUACGACACCAUCCUCGCCAACUCCCGCUUCUUCGACAACGACGUCAGCAAGGUGCCUCGCCUCGCCCUGACCGUCGGCGUCCAGACCGUCCUCGAGGCCCGCGAGGUCGUCGCCAUCAUCAUCGGCGCGCGCAAGGCGCUCGCCCUCCAGAAGUGCAUCGAGCAGGGCGUCAACCACAUGUGGACCCUCUCCAGCCUGCAGCUGCACCCCCACCCGAUGCUCAUCGUCGACGAGGACGCGACGCUGGAGUUGCAGGUCAAGACUGUCAAGUACUUCAAGAGCAUCGAAAAGGUCGCAAAGGCCGAGGGCUUCGAGCAGAUCCUCCCGUCCAAGAUCCGCACCGGUCCGGGCCCCAUCCCCGUGACGGUCGUCGACGAGGUUUCGACCCCGACAAUCCACCACCCUCAGCCCACCACCUCCCGUCUCCUCAGAGCGUCUCCCGCCACGGAGUACCCCGUCCGCUCGGUGUCCCCGGAUAUUGAGCUCGUCUUCGAGAGCAUGGAGUCCCGCACAAAGACCCCAUCAGAGCAACAGCUCCGGGCCGUGACGCCCGACCUCGUCACCGACAGGAUGGCCAACCGCAUCCCCGAGCCGGCCCUGGCAAGACGGUUGACGCCGAACCCCGAGCAGCAGCAGUCGUCCAUUUCAAGAUCAAACACCCCCGAUCUGGUACCCGAUCGCAUGGCUUCCCGCAUCCCCGAGCCGGCGCUUGCGCGGCGGUUGACUCCUAACCCGGAGCAGCAGCUGCGGGUGAACGCCGUUGGCGCCUAG
Colletotrichum gloeosporioides is the source of this 1260-nucleotide messenger RNA. Its product is annotated as Glucosamine-6-phosphate isomerase 1. Gene Ontology annotation, molecular function: identical protein binding; glucosamine-6-phosphate deaminase activity. Gene Ontology annotation, biological process: carbohydrate metabolic process; N-acetylglucosamine catabolic process; D-glucosamine catabolic process. The transcript is spliced from 4 exons. The record is from RefSeq and is a predicted model, not a curated record. Bases 1 to 1260 code for a protein of 419 amino acids. Gene Ontology annotation, cellular component: cytoplasm. Lineage: Eukaryota; Fungi; Ascomycota; Sordariomycetes; Glomerellales; Glomerellaceae.